Molecule: messenger RNA, 511 nt
Organism: Aspergillus homomorphus CBS 101889
Lineage: Eukaryota; Fungi; Ascomycota; Eurotiomycetes; Eurotiales; Aspergillaceae
Exons: 1
Coding region: 72-407 (111 amino acids)
Source: RefSeq, a predicted model, not a curated record
AGUUUCUCUUUUUUCUCCUACAAAUCUAGAAUAAGAAAAAUCAUGAUCCUGUAAAUAAACAUACACGAUUGAUGUACUACAACAGUAUAUGUACAAAACGCUAUGACAGGAUCUGUUUUAGUAUGUUCCUGUUGUUGUUGUUGUUGUUGUUUCUACCAAAUUUCCCCCCUUCUUAUCGACAUCAGAUUUGUCCCCCUCCUCCCCCAAUUCGGAUUGCAUCAUCAGCUCCGUGGAGUUCCACCACGACUACCCCCUUCCUCAACCAUGACUGUCUAUUUGCCCUCGUCUGUACCUUCAAGUACGCAGCAUCGUCAAGUGCAAUUCCUCAGAUCCAGGCAGAUUGUACUCCGUAUUAUCUGACAGAUGAAGAUAAUCCCCCAAAAAUACUAGGCCCAUCCCUGUUCUGAUUGUUAAUAAUCAAUCUAAUAACCCCUCCGACAGCUGGUGAGCUGUCGUCUCUCCAACGGAUCCCCCCAGGUCGAUCAUUUGCUUUUUGGACGGAUCACGAAUG